GGCACAUAUUGGUUCGUCAGAGAGGCCGACUGCAUUCCUGCCCACACAUAGUGUUGUAGCUUGCACGACUGUCAUCGCCCGGGUCCCUAUCUGGGAAGCACGCUCUACCCUCCCUUCCUGGUCCCUUCUAUCUCUAUCUUCAAGCUCUCAUUAUUCCCGCAAUAAACAUCAUUUAUAAAUUCUCAGCAUUCUAUCUUCUUCGAUAGAAGUUACAGAAUAGGAAUACAAAAUGGCGGCAUUUGUAGCCAAGCAGAUGUUGGGGAGUAAAAUGAAUGCCGUCAAAGGUAGCGUAGGAGGUGAAAACGAAAUGACGGAAGAAGAAAAGCAAGCAGCUGAAGAAGCUGAGAAAGAAAGAUUGGAUGCCUUGAGGGAAAUCGAAGAACGACGAAAGGAAAAGCAUCGUAAAUUAGAAGAAGAGCGUGAGCAAAUGAGGCAACAAAUUCGUGAUAAGUAUAAUAUAAAGAAGAAAGAGGAAAUAGAAGCUGAGAAUNAUUUUAUGGUUUUCUUUACAGAGUUGAAGAACUCGCUGGAAACGCAAGUAAACGAGCUCAAGUCGACAAUUGAAGGAAAGUGUGCUCUUCAAUGAAAUAUCUGGCCAUGUUCUAUGCAACACUAAUUUUAUUUCUUCUAGAAUAUAUCCGUGCAAUUAGCCGUAUUUCGAAAUCGUAUUUUUAGUCCAAACAAACAAAAAACACACUUUCUAAGUGGAAAAAAAUCUUCAUUUCACACGUAAAUAAAUGAUAUAUGAUUAUUUACUUUAAUUAAAAAAUGGAAGCCCAAACGGAAAGGAAUCAAAUAAUCCACAUAACCACAAGACCAAAUUGCCCCGCACCUAUUGCUUGCGGAUCACUUAACAGGUUUCCAAGACAACGAUCCCACGCGCUCAGAUGAUGUGUCUCCAUGAUGAUGUGUGUCUUGACACUUCAGCGAUUGUCCUGUUAUGUUUUGUAUCCUCCUCCUUCCCCGGCUUGAUUGCGAUCAUUCAGCUGAAUGGCCCGGCGGUUCAAUCACAAAACAACGAAUAUUCAUUGUUCGCCGCGCUCUUAACUUCAAGGCACCUAGAAUGUAUAUAAUUACAUAUUAAUGUGUGUGUACAUGUGCAUGUGUGAUGUAAACUAGCUAUUCUUUCCAUAUACCAUCGUUGUGUCUAUCCUAUAUUUUAAAAAAAUCAUCCUGAAACGUGCCAAUUAAUGGUAUAUAGGCAUAUCUUUCGUCGGCGAAGAAAGACUGUAGAACCCUUGUGUAUUUAUGAUUGUCCGUGUUUAUAACUAUCAUAGUCACCUAUACAUAGUCCAGUUUUCAUAGAUGGUGUCAAAACAGCAUUUAUCAAUCGUUUCUUAAUUUGAAAAUGAAGGAAUAUCUAGUGAAUUGAUGUCAAAUUCAUUCAAAACACUUGAUCUCCAGAAGAUCUCUAUAUAAAUGCAAUGGGUUGGACAAGUGAAAACUGAUGUUUAGCCCCAAAAUUGCAGAAAUAUUUUAGACUUUUUAAGUCUAUAAUUUCUAUAAUAAAGAAUAUAUGAAUCUUGAAGUAAGAAAGAGAAUUCUAGGUAAAAAGCUAUGAAAACAAAUAGGUCUUUUUAGGACAUUUUUUAGAGAUUCAAAUGAUGCAUGAGAGACUGAUUGAAAAAUGCUGUUAGAAGUAUUGGGGCAGUUAAUAUGUAUAUGUUCUAUAUGUUCUUUUUAUAGUUAGAUUCAGCUGCACUAAUAGAGUACAUAUAUAGAAGAAUUAUUUGAAGGCGAGGUCUUGAUUAAAAAGUGGUGAAGUGAUAAAAUCGAGAAUUGAGAUUCUCAAAUGAGGGCAAUACAUAAUAAGACAUUAUAUAAAAGGUGCCUUUAUUCCCAGCAUAAAGGUGAAUUCUUGUUCUACAUGCUGUAUAUAAAUGUUAGUGAUGUUUGUUUAUAUUGUUUAAAGCAAUAUAUAAAAAUUGUGGAAAAUUUUGAAAAUUUUUAAUUGGUAUAAGAAUUGUUAGGGAAGAUUCCAAAGACAAGAAACAGCAAAAAUUUUUUCAUUUUUCUUUUCCUUUUUUCAAAUACAUAAACUUGAUAUCCUCUAUCAGUUAUUUCAAUGUUUCUGCUAUGGCUUAUCCUUUUUCUAGUAGGGUUGCCAUCCUUACAACAAUGAUGAAUCCUUAAAAUAAAAUUGAUUGGGGUCUCUAAAUAACAGGCCAGUUGGUGCAUUAAUGCCAUUAUACUAAAUGCCUCUAUUGAGAGAGCAGAGCGUAUUAAUAAGUGUAUUUUAUUAUACACAAAUUGCUCAUUGAGAAGUUUUGCAAUUUGAGAUAUUUUUAGUUAAUAUUUUUUGUAUGGGAAAUAAAAAAAAAUUUCGUACUCCCGACUUUAUAAUCUAAUCUCCUUGAAACCGAAACAGCUUCGGAAUAAAAUAAUAAUAAUAGAUUAUUCAGGAGCUAGUUAGCAACUUUUAGUAAUUUAUAUUUAGAAAAUUAUUAUAAAAAAAUACUAUUUCUUGUACAAGAUCAGAUUUCCAUUCUGAGAGAUUUCCUGACAAGUUUUGAACUUGGCAUAAUUAAGAAAAUUGAUACAAGAUGAUUAAAAAUAUAAUUAUUUGUGAUUCAACUGGAAAGAAUUUGAACAUAGAAAAACCUAUAAAGAUAGGAUUUAACUUAUGCGUGAAAAUGAAGGACUGAAUUAAACAUCCCAAAACACGAAAGAUUUUGAAAAAAAUUGAUUUCUAAAAGUAAUAUUGAAAACAUAAAAUUUCUAAUAAGUCUCACAAUAAGUGGCAACCCUAUUUAAAAUGUUUGGUACUAUUCCUUUAGAAAUCUUUGUUAUUCAGAAAAUUGAUAAAUUCACAAAAUAAUUUAUUUGAAAUUAUAAAUACUUAAAUUCUUAAAUUUGUGAAUUAAUUUUGAAGUUUCACAAGAAAUAUUACAUUUGAAUUAAC
Messenger RNA from Centruroides sculpturatus (bark scorpion), 2902 nucleotides. RefSeq names its product complexin-like. Gene Ontology annotation, molecular function: syntaxin binding. Lineage: Eukaryota; Metazoa; Arthropoda; Arachnida; Scorpiones; Buthidae. Gene Ontology annotation, cellular component: SNARE complex; terminal bouton. The transcript is spliced from 5 exons. Gene Ontology annotation, biological process: neurotransmitter transport; synaptic vesicle exocytosis; regulation of neurotransmitter secretion. The record is from RefSeq and is a predicted model, not a curated record. The coding region runs from base 230 to 586 and encodes 118 amino acids.